GUAACACUGGAAGUUGACGAUUUGCUAUUCUCCAGCCUCGCAUUGGGAGAAAAUCUCCCAUCUUUAGCCUCAUCGUCCUCAGAGAUUGGCCAGGUUAUCCUUGCGAAUCAUCUCUCUUCUUCGGCAUCCUCGAUUGGAGCAGAUCGGACUCCGGAUUCAGAUAGUCUUCAACCCAUCCCCUCCCAUGAAAUACCUCUGAAUGAUCACACUUCGGCUUCCUCUGCCUCGUCUCGCACUCCUACAACUUUGGCUCACUCUGUGGGUGACAAGGUGCUUCUGAUUGGAUCUUGUAACCUGCAUGGUCGAUAUGGGGUUCCAAUUGGUUUGAACUUGAACUCAGGCCUAACAGGUGUAUUCAGUUUGUCGUCUGCUCGUAGAAUUCCGAAGUGGCAUGCCUGGGUGACUCAUAGAAAUUCUCCUGCCUAA
This is a messenger RNA of Rodentolepis nana, 426 nucleotides long. Lineage: Eukaryota; Metazoa; Platyhelminthes; Cestoda; Cyclophyllidea; Hymenolepididae. The record is from the annotation of a GenBank genome assembly.